AUGGCAAAAUUCUCUUUACCCGCUGCUGAUUUGACUAGAUCUGAAGAAAAUAAUGACACUGAAGCGGCUGUACAUCAGGAUGCAGUGUAUGACGAGUAUGCAGACAGAGAUAUUCCACUUCCUUCAUUUAAACGAAAGGAUGAUCUUUCUAAUUCAGAACCAAAACCAGCCAAGAAAAAAAAGCAAGUUUUAAAACGACAGACUGAGCAGGAAGAUGUAGACCCUAUAUCUACAGAGGCUCCACUAAGUUUGGAUUCAAUCAAGCGUCGAGAGGCUAGAGACGAUGUGGACGCUGUAAUGCGUAAAAUUAAACCUAAGCGCAACAAGAGAGAUCUUCAAGAUGAAGCAGAAAUAGAUGAAUUUAUGGAUGCCAUGCUGAAUAAAAUGAAAGAAGCGGCUUCAAAUGAUCAAGAAUUCAACAAAAACAAGCAGCCUGCGAUUGCCAAGUUGAAGCUGUUGCCAUCGGUUCUAGAUCUAUUGUCGAGGCAGGUAAUCACUUGGUACUCGCAAUUUCUAGAAAAUAACAUUCUAGAGGGAAUCAAAUUAUGGCUUGAGCCGCUUACAGAUGGAUCGUUACCGAGCUUGGAUAUUCAAAAGGGAAUGAUGGAAACUCUUUCCAAGAUGCCUAUCGAGACUCAUCACCUUCGACAUAGCCUUGUGGGUCGCAUUGUCAUGUUUUAUACUAAAUGUGAUCGUGUUACACCGAGCAUUCGCCGAAUUGCAAAUGAUCUUAUUCGUCGGUGGAUGCGUCCUAUUCUGAAACGAAGCGCCAACUACAAAGAUCAAGAGCUGCAGGAGGUUCGCAUCAAUUCUUUAGAAACUCGUCCAUUCAAAAAACAGCGCCCACAAGCCUCCGAGUCACCAAGCUCUCAAUCUAUCAUGUCAUCUGUGCGUGCUCGUAUUCCCAUGCCGGUAGCGCCUUCAUUUACAGUAAUACCAGUUAGCAAUGUGCCCCAAAUUGGAAAUGGAGAAAAGCGUGUGGACAAAUACCGUAAACUCAAAUCGACCAUGAAAAUGAUUAAAAGUCGCAAUGCAAAAUAA
Batrachochytrium dendrobatidis JAM81 is the source of this 1041-nucleotide messenger RNA. RefSeq lists its product as uncharacterized. Gene Ontology annotation, cellular component: nucleus. Gene Ontology annotation, biological process: poly(A)+ mRNA export from nucleus. The transcript is spliced from 10 exons. The coding region runs from base 1 to 1041 and encodes 346 amino acids. NCBI's taxonomy places the organism in Eukaryota, Fungi, Chytridiomycota, Chytridiomycetes, Rhizophydiales. The record is from RefSeq and is a predicted model, not a curated record.